Molecule: messenger RNA, 1056 nt
Organism: Cryptomeria japonica (Japanese cedar)
Lineage: Eukaryota; Viridiplantae; Streptophyta; Pinopsida; Cupressales; Cupressaceae
Exons: 3
Coding region: 67-960 (297 amino acids)
Source: RefSeq, a predicted model, not a curated record
UCUCCACACAUCCUCACACCCAAAUCACACAGAAAAGAAAAAAGAAGAAAAGCGAGAGAACUUGCCAUGGCAGCUAAAGAUGAGAGCAAGCCCACACCCACUAAGCCCACUUCCUCCCUCACCAUCAAACUGAUGGUGAGUAAGAAAAACCGGCGCAUAAUGUACGCAGAAGCCGGAAAAGACUUCGUUGAUAUGCUCUGUAGCUUUCUAACUCUUCCAACCGGAGUCAUUGCUAAGCUUGCCCUGCGCAGUGACACCACUGCAAAACCCUGCUGUAUAACUAAUCUGUAUAACAGCGUUGAAGCUCUGUCAGAUUCUCUGUUUAAAGCCGAUAAAUCUGUCCUCCUCGGCCAAAAAGUAUUCUCCACCAUCUAUACCAAUGAUGUACUCAAUAUUGACGCCCCAGCUCCUCCUGUUGCUGCUAAGCCUACCGAGCCACCCAAAUAUUAUGUGUGCAGUAACGCUGGUUCGACAAGCUACAAGCACUAUCUUAGCCCCCAGUCUGCAGCCGUCAGAUGCCCCUGCGGAUCCUAUGUUAACCGGGAGGUCUAUUUUGUCGAUCGCCCCGCGGAAUCGACCCCGCAACUUGUUGUACCGGGGAAUGCUCAGGGUUAUGUUAAGAAGCGUGCUAAUUUUGUGAUCACCGAUGACCUCAGUGUCAUUCCUGUUGAUUCCACCGCUACCAUUGUUAAUCUGUGGAACAAGAUUCAAGUGAAAGAGCCCACCGAAUUGGAAGAGAAAAAUGUCACUGUUGGUGCAGCUGAGGUGUUGGGGUUGCUUAAGGCGGCAAUGACUUCCACUACGGCCUUAAAUGACGUGUUCAAGGUGGAGACGAAGCCUGUUUCGUCAGGGUCUCCAAUGGACACAGAAUCAGCUCGAGGUGCGUUUCAGGAGUUUCUGCUCAAAUUGAUGAAAGAAGAGCCCAAGAUAUUUGCCAAAACCUUUACUAACACGGCAUGAAGCCUUCCUGAUUUUACAGGACUUAAUAUUAUUAUUAAAUAAAUUAUAUGUCAGUAAACUCUGGUAUUAUUUAUACAAUCGUGUCGAAUCAUCUUA